Messenger RNA from Acanthopagrus latus (yellowfin seabream), 1216 nucleotides. Its product is annotated as odorant receptor 131-2-like. Gene Ontology annotation, molecular function: G protein-coupled receptor activity. Lineage: Eukaryota; Metazoa; Chordata; Actinopteri; Spariformes; Sparidae. The transcript has a single exon. Gene Ontology annotation, biological process: G protein-coupled receptor signaling pathway. The coding region runs from base 250 to 1206 and encodes 318 amino acids. Gene Ontology annotation, cellular component: membrane. The record is from RefSeq and is a predicted model, not a curated record.
UAUUUCUCAAAGGUCUCUUAUGACGUGAACGUGUGACAUGGAUCUGGUGUGAGGACAGAGAUCAUAAACAAUACAUGAGGUUUGUGAAACCUUGUAGAGCAGCUCUGCCUAUUCAUGGCAUCUAACCUGCAACCUCUCUGCACGGGAAAGUGUGUUUGUGGAUGUAUUUGGAUCUUCAGUCUUUCACCAAAAUAAACUGGACAGAAUUCAUUGUUCUUUUUAUGCUCCUGCAGUAAGUAUGACUUGAAGAUGUCAUAUACAGAUCAGUCUCAGAUGAACUUCACUGUUGGAGUGCAGUAUCAGGGGUUACUGGGAUUACUGUUUAUUUCCACCGUGACUACAGCAGCAUGUUGUUCAUUCCUCUGUAUUAACUGGAUUUUAAUUUUUACUUUGAGGAGUAAAUCUGUGUUUCGUGAGACCUCCCGUUACAUUCUUCUGUUUAACCUUCUUUUUGCAGACACUGUACAGAUGGAACUGAGCCAGUUACUGUUCAUACUAGCUUGUUGCAGCAUAAGACUAACAUAUCCUGUGUGUGGUGUCCUUACCAUGCUUGCCAGUGUCGCAAGUGGAGUCUCUCCACUCACACUGGUGGUGAUGUCUCUGGAAAGAUAUGUAGCUGUGUGUUACCCACUGAGGCAUGCUACCAUCAUCACCAUCAGAAACACAGGAGUGGCUAUCAGUGUGGUUUGGACCUUCAGUUCACUGAAUGUCCUCACUCGACUUCUUCUGCUGAUACAUUCUCCAUUUGAGGACCUGCAGAUGAACGAUUUCUGUUCUAUAGUAGCUAUGUUACCUGGGCCACUGUCUGAUCUUUAUGAUAAAGCCUACACUUGUUUUUUGUUUGUAUCAGCUGGUAUGACAGUCAUUUCCUCCUAUAUUGCUGUGAUACUGGCUGCCAGGUCAGCUUCCACAGACAAAGCUUCAGCCUGUAAGGGUCGUAACACACUGCUGCUGCAUCUGGUGCAGCUGGGCCUCAGUCUGUCCUCAACUAUUUACAGGCCAAUGCUCAUAGCUAUCUCAAAAAAUGUAACAAGCAUAACACGUGUGGAAAUCCAGAUUAUUUUGUAUGUGUGUGUUUCGCUCCUCCCGAGAUGCUUGAGUUCUCUCAUUUAUGGAAUAAGAGAUCGAUCCAUCCGACCGGUCCUCGUGUACCAUCUCUGUUGUCGAAUGAAACAAUCCCCCAUCUCAGCAAAGGCUAAGAAAUAAAGCUUUCUUC